UCUAUUCUUACACAUGAUUUUCUUCAAUUUUCUUCUCUUGUUCUGAACCAAGAUGAUGAAGCACAUGAACUCACAGCUUCUUCCACCAUUUCUUGUAUCAGUUAUUGUUCUUUUGAGCUCAAUAUCUGCCACUGAUUUUGUCUUCAAUGGCUUCAACUCCUCUGAUGUGUUGUUGUAUGGGAAUGCAACCAUUGACUCAAGAAUCCUAACCCUCACACAUCACCAAACUUUCUCAGUUGGUCGUGCACUUUACCAUAAGAAGAUCCAAACCAAGAAGUCAAAUUCUUCUUCCUAUGUCUACCCUUUUUCCACUUCCUUUAUAUUCUCCAUGGCACCUUUUAAGGACACUCUUCCUGGCCAUGGAUUUGUCUUCAUCUUCACACCACUCACUGGCAUAUUCCAUGGUACAAGCACUGCUUCUCAGAAUCUGGGGCUCUUCAACUUCACCAACAAUGGAAAUUCAAGCAACCAUGUGUUUGGUGUUGAGUUUGAUGUGUUCAAGAACCAGGAGUUUGAUGACAUAAGCGCCAACCAUGUUGGGGUUGACAUAAACUCUCUCACCUCUGUUGCAUCUCAUGAUGCAGGGUAUUGGCCAGAUGAAGAUCAUGAUUCUUUCAAGGAAUUGAAGCUCAACAAUGGUGAGAACUACCAAGUUUGGAUUGAAUAUGAGGAUUCUUUGCUCAAUGUUACCAUGGCAAAGGUUGGUAUGAAAAGGCCUAUGAAACCUUUGUUGAAUGUUUCUCUUAACUUGUCUCAAGUUUUUGUAGAUGAGAUGUUUGUUGGAUUUACCAGUUCCACAGGGCAAUUAGUUGAGAGUCACAAGAUUCUUGCUUGGAGUUUUAGCAACACUAAUUUUUCAUUAAGUGAAGAACUAAUUACUACUGGUUUACCCUCUUUUGUUCUUCCAAAGGAUUCAAUUUUCAAGUCAAAGGGGUUUGUUGCAGGGUUCACAGUAGGUAUCUUCUUUGUUGUUUGUGUCUUUGUUUUGCUUGCAAUGUUUUUGAUUCGGAGAAAGAGAAGGCUUGAAAGGAAGAGAAUGGAAAUGGAAGAUUGGGAGUUAGAGUAUUGGCCACACAGAAUGACAUAUGAAGAAAUUGAGGCAGCAACAAAGGGAUUCUGUGAGGAAAAUGUGAUUGGAGUUGGUGGCAAUGGUAAGGUCUACAAGGGUGUUCUAAGAGGCGGCGCAGAGGUGGCCGUGAAGCGAAUAUCACAAGAGAACGACGGCGUGAGAGAGUUCCUAGCAGAAAUUUCAAGCCUUGGAAGAUUGAAGCAGAGAAACUUGGUUGCUUUGAGAGGAUGGUGCAAGAAAGACAUGGGAAAUUUCUUGUUAGUUUAUGAAUACAUGGAUAAUGGGAGUUUGGAUAAGAGAGUGUUUUGUGAUGAGAGCAUGAUGCUGAACUGUGAAGAGAGAAUAAGAAUCAUCAAAGAUGUGGCCUUUGCUGUGUUGUAUUUGCAUGAAGGUUGGGAAGAGCAAGUUCUGCAUAGGGACAUAAAAGCCAGCAAUGUGUUACUUGAUAAAGAUAUGAAUGGAAAGCUUGGAGACUUUGGAUUAGCAAGAAUGCAUAGCCAUGGCCAAGUUGCUAGCACAACAAAGUUGGUUGGGACAGUUGGUUACAUGGCUCCAGAAGUGAUCAAGACCGGACAAGCCUCGACUCGCACGGAUGUGUACAUGUUUGGAAUCUUGAUUUUAGAGGUCAUGUGUGGAAGGAGGCCUAUGGAAGAAGGUAAGGCACCUCUUGUGGAGUUUGUGUGGGGACUAAUGGUUAAAGGGGAACUAAUCCAUGCACUUGAUGAGAGGUUAAGAGCUAAAGGAGACUUCAAUCUGCAACAAGUUGAGAAGGUUCUUCAGUUGGGAUUGUUGUGUGCAUACCCUGAACCAAAAUCAAGACCAAACAUGAGACAAGUUGUGAGUAUUUUAGAAGGGAAGAACAAUGAGGGAGGAGAAGAAUCAGAGAAUGAGAAUGUGGAUACUUGUUUGCUUCUAAAGUUGAAAUCUGGGGAUAUUUUUUCUGAGUAUUCUAAUUAUUUUAGCUAUUCAACACACCCAACAUUUGAAGAUAUUCGCCGGUCUAAUACUUCUUCAAUGUCUCUUACUUGGUCUAAAUCUGUAGUUGAGGGUAGAUGAAUCUUUUCACAUCAAUGCAAUUAUGGAGAUGAUGUGUUUAGGUGAUGAAUUUUUUGAUCCAUUUUAUUACAUUAUAUGAUUGAUGUAAAUAAUGUAUCAGAGCAUAAAUGAAUUGAUGAACAUAUGAUUGUGAUCUAGUAAUUCUUUU
This is a messenger RNA of Arachis stenosperma, 2273 nucleotides long. RefSeq names its product L-type lectin-domain containing receptor kinase VII.1-like. The record is from RefSeq and is a predicted model, not a curated record. NCBI's taxonomy places the organism in Eukaryota, Viridiplantae, Streptophyta, Magnoliopsida, Fabales, Fabaceae. The coding region runs from base 53 to 2125 and encodes 690 amino acids. The transcript has a single exon. Gene Ontology annotation, molecular function: ATP binding; carbohydrate binding; protein kinase activity. Gene Ontology annotation, cellular component: plasma membrane. Gene Ontology annotation, biological process: protein phosphorylation.